Messenger RNA from Corvus hawaiiensis (hawaiian crow), 3056 nucleotides. It is a transcript of the gene PARP9, whose product is annotated as poly(ADP-ribose) polymerase family member 9. The transcript is spliced from 10 exons. The coding region runs from base 76 to 2472 and encodes 798 amino acids. Gene Ontology annotation, biological process: positive regulation of type II interferon-mediated signaling pathway; negative regulation of gene expression. The record is from RefSeq and is a predicted model, not a curated record. Lineage: Eukaryota; Metazoa; Chordata; Aves; Passeriformes; Corvidae. Gene Ontology annotation, molecular function: NAD+ poly-ADP-ribosyltransferase activity; ubiquitin-like protein ligase binding; transcription corepressor activity. Gene Ontology annotation, cellular component: cytoplasm; nucleus.
CCCGCUCUGGCCGCGGUUCCCCGCUUCGGACCACGCCGCAGCUCCGAGCGCUGAGGAUCCGUGCCGAGCCGGCUUAUGGGAGUCCUCCAGAGUUACAUUUCAGAUUACUUCAAAGGGAAGCCCGAUUUAGAGUCGAUCAUGGUAAUGGAUGAGGUCAGUUUGAUCCCCGUCAGUAAAGAUGCCUAUGAAGCUCUUAAGAGAAGAGACUACUGUCUAAAUAAUCUCGUUUCCAAAAAGUUUGCUUGUACGUUGGCCUUCAGAAAAGCAGCAAAAAGUACUGUCGAAGUAUACAGGAAAAAAGUAAAAGGGGGAAUUGACAUUUGUGUUUAUAAGGAUGAUCUCACAAGACAUGAGGUUGAUGCCUUGGUGAAUGCAGCGAAUGAGUGUCUUGAACAUGGAGGUGGUCUUGCUCUUGCCCUUGUAAAAGCUGGAGGGCCAGAAAUAAAAGAGCAAAGCAAUCUUUAUAUUCAAAAGAAUGGAAAAGUCAAAGUUGGCAAUAUAGCAGUGACAGGUGGAGGGAAGCUUCCUUGUAAGGAAAUUAUUCAUGCAGUUGGGCCAAGGUGGAAUCCUCAUGACAAGGAAACAUGCUGUUACCUACUUCAGCAAGCUAUUUGGAACAUUCUGUGUUAUGUUAGUGCUUCAGGAAAGUUAAAGUCUGUGGCUAUCCCAGCAGUGAGUUCAGGUGUCUAUGCCUUCCCAGUUGAUUUAUGUUCUCAAGUGAUUGUAAUGGCUGUAAAGGAAUUUGUUGAGAAAAGUCCACCAAGCUGUCUCAGGGAAAUCCGCCUGGUGAACAUUGAAGAGUCUACAGUUGCAGAAAUAAAGAAGGCCUGUGAAAAGUUUCUGGGUGAUACCAGUUCACCUGAGGACACUGUGUCAGCUUCACCAAGCCAGCUUUCAGCUUACCUCAAACAUGGAGGCAUUCGCUUGCGCAUCAUAAAUGGAUACCCUGAACAGCUGAAGAAAACAGCUAUUGUUAACCCUGUGAAUGCAAGGGGUGAGCCUACCUCUCAAUUUUCAAGACGACUGAUGGAAGAAGAGGGUUCAGCUUUUCAAAAGGAACUUCAGCAUCAUCUUAGAUAUCCACAUUUUAAGGAACCCAUAGUAAUGAAAAGGCGUGAGCUGCCUGGUGUGCCUGUACUGAACGUGGUGUUGAGAUGCCAGCAUCCGGUGUUACAGUGUGAGGAAUUAAAGGAUGCAGUGAAAAGAUGCCUGGGUCACUUCCAGGACCACUCAUCUCCCUCAGUUUCUUUUCCAGUAGAUUGGUCACCAAUGCUGUCUAUUGACAUAGUGGCAGAGACCAUGAUAGAAGCAAUUUUAAAUUUUGCCAGGGCACAUCCUAUGAAGAAGAGAGAAGUGCAAUUUGUCGUUUUCCCAGAUGACCUUGAUGUCUACAAGGUUCUCCAGAGAAAAUUUUAUUCAGCAAAUCACAAACUGGAAAACAGAAGUGAUCCUUUGAGUACCGAGUCAGGGGGUCAAACUGCAAGCAGUGAACCAAUGAUUGAACUUAGAGGGAGCACACCUACAGCACUGGAAGCAGCAGAAUCAUGGCUCCAAACUGUAAUGCAAAUUCAGGAAGGUCGCCCUGCUGUUAUUGAAAAUAACUACAUUUUUUGCCUUGGUAAAAAGGAGUUUGCAGAACUCUCUCGAGAGCAGCCUUCUAGUUUAUGCAUGUCAGAAGAAGUGAGAGGUGGACAAGCAAGACUGAAAUUUCAGGGCCCUCCUGAUGCUUUGGUUGAUGCAGUGCUCAUGACUGAAGAGUUACUGCUUCGUAUGCAAGAGACGACUAUAGCUGAACAAGAGAAACUGCUCUACUCAUUGUGCCAACCAGAAGCAGGUCAGCUUUCAGAAGGAGACUUUCACAAGACAAGUACCGCUCACUGUGUCCAGAUUUCACUGGUAGACUCGCACCUCCAGGAGUUUAAAGACAGACAGAAACAGUUUGAAAAAGCUGGACUUCAUGUUCUCAGGAUUGAAAAGAUACGUAAUCCACUUCUAUCUGCUGCAUUCCAACAAAUGAAAAAAAAUGUAGAUGGUAGCUCCAAAACGACCUUCAAGUUGUACCAGAAUGUCCCUGCUGAGUUCUGUAGUUCAGUUUGCCAAACUGGAUUUCACAGGAUGUAUUCUCCACCAACAGAACAAAACUAUGGAGCUGGCAUUUACUUUACAAGGAACCUGAGGAACCUGACCAAGGAUAGAGCUACAUGGGAAACAAAUUCUAAAAUAUACGUGUUUGAGGCUGAUGUAGUAACUGGCUUACACACUAGAGGCCAGCCAUCUUACAUUGUGCCACCAGGAGUGGAGAGGGAUGCCAUUACCUUAUAUGACAGUUUAGUAGACAGUGUACGCAGUCCUGACAUCUUUGUCAUUUUCAACGGUUUUGGGGCCCUUCCACAGUAUUUGCUGACUUGUUCCCCAGUGACUGAGAGGUAUGUAGCUUCUGGAGAAAACCAGCAACAUCCUCAGUGGGUAUAAAGCAGAACUGUAGCUACGGUGAAGACCCUCUGAGAACAAAGUCUAUUGCUUAGAUUUGAGAGUAGUGUGCUAUGGUCAAAGUGCUUCCUGAAAAGUACUCUGAAAUAUUCAUGAAGUAAAGAGUAAGUUAAUACCUGAAGGAGAUGAGGACAAAAUUACCUGUGAAUGGAAGCAGAAGGGAAAGCAUCCCAAAAUACAGUUUAACAUUUAACAUUAACAUUUAACAUACCUGGUCAUUUACUUAAUUCCUUAAAGUGAUCUCAGCUUGUGAGUAUACACUUUGAUGGUUGUGUGGGCUGUCAUUCUUCCACUGCAUUUUCUUAAUCUGCGAUACUGCAUAUGUCAGGGAAACACAAGACAUCUUGGUUGUGCCUUUUGAUUCUUAAGGUUUUUUUUGACUUAAGAUAGCUUUCAUCUGCUACAUUCCCCUAUUUUCCACUUAGGGACAUGGUAUUAUAUACACAUAGUUAUGACAAACAUGAGGAAAUACUUCAUGAUUUCUUACAGUGGUUGCUUUUACAGUUUUUAUUAGUUACUUCAAGCAUUGUAGAUACAUGUAUUCAAAAUAAAAAGUACGAAUGUCA